AGAGAGAAACAAAACACAAACUCGCACCCACCUCUCUCUCUCUCUCUCUCUCACCUCUCUCCACAUUUUUGCCUCCAUCUCCUCCAUCUUCUCUCCCCUUCUCGAUUCCCAAAAAAAAUCAUCCCACCAAAAGAUAGAAGGGGAAAAAAAAAGAGCGAGAUAACCAAACCCUAACCCUACCACCGAAUCUCGAGCUCCCCCCUCGUAAUGCAAGCAGUCGCCGCCUCCCCCUCGCAAGAAUCGAUCGCGAUCGGAACUCGGAGAUGAUCGCCCGAUCGAGGUUGGAAGGAAUUGCAGGUAAUUUAAAUCAAGAGUGACUUGCAUGGGGAUAGGAUGCCAGAGUUGCGAAGUGGAGCUCGGCAAGCUCGUUUGAGAUCCAAGAAACUUGAGGAGACACCAACCCAACAACAACAACCACCACCAUUAGAACAAGCUGAGAACUGUGUUCCUCCAGCUGCUAACAAUAGAACGGGAAGGCGAGGACGAGGAAGGGGAUCAAAGGCUGCAGCAGUAGCAAAAGGACCUGCUGCUAAUCAAACUAGGCCUGGUAGGGGAAGAGGAAGAGGGGCUAUUAAACUAAUUGAUUUAGACCUUGAUCAGCCUUGUGAAGUUUUGCCUGGAGCCGCUGCUGCUGCUGGGGGAGCUGUUGCUGGUGGUGCACAGGACUUGUUGAACCAAGCGGGAGAGGGUGCUGCUGGGAAGGAAGUGGCCAUGGAUGGUGGUAGUGCAGAUAAGUUGUUGGGUGAAGAUGAUGCCAAUGCAGCUCCUGUUCCAGAGAGAGUCCAAGUUGGUAACUCCCCUGUAUAUAAAGUAGAGAAGAAGUUGGGCAAAGGUGGUUUUGGUCAGGUAUAUGUUGGAAGAAGGGUAAAUGGUGGGACAGAACGCACAGGUCAAGAUGCGUAUGAGGUGGCACUGAAAUUCGAGCAUCGCAGCAGCAAAGGAUGCAACUACGGUCCACCAUAUGAGUGGCAAGUUUAUAACACUCUCAACGGUUGCUAUGGAAUACCAUGGGUUCAUUUCAAGGGACGUCAAGGAGAUUACUACAUUCUGGUAAUGGAUAUGCUUGGACCUAGUCUUUGGGAUGUUUGGAACUCUGUAGGGCAGGCGAUGUCACCGAACAUGGUGGCUUGCAUCGCUGUGGAAGCUAUAUCGAUCCUUGAGAAGCUUCAUUUGAAGGGGUUUGUACAUGGAGAUGUCAAGCCAGAGAACUUUUUACUAGGCCUCCCUGGGACUGCUGAUGAGAAAAAACUUUUCCUUAUUGAUCUUGGUUUGGCAUCUAGAUGGAAGGAAUCAUCAUCAGGUCAACAUGUUGAUUAUGAUCAAAGGCCGGAUAUUUUCAGGGGUACAAUAAGAUAUGCAAGCGUACAUGCCCAUUUAGGCCGCACAGGGAGUAGGAGGGAUGAUCUCGAGUCACUGGCCUACACACUUAUUUUCCUCAUCAGAGGAAGGUUACCCUGGCAAGGUUAUCAGGGAGACAACAAGAGUUUUCUUGUUUGUAAGAAGAAGAUGGCUACUUCUCCAGAGUUACUGUGUUGCUUUUGCCCGUCUCCAUUUAAAAAUUUCCUUGAAAUUGUCACAAACAUGAAGUUUGAUGAAGAGCCAAAUUACUCCAAGCUCAUUUCUCUCUUUGAUAGUUUGAUUGAACCAUGCACUCCGUUGAGACCUAUAAGAAUUGAUGGAGCUUUGAAGGUUGGACAGAAGCGUGGAAGAUUGCUUGUGAAUCUUGAAGAAGAUGAGCAACCUAGAAAGAAAGUUCGAUUGGGAAGCCCUGCAACCCAGUGGAUUUCAGUUUACAAUGCAAGGCGUCCAAUGAAGCAGAGAUACCAUUAUAAUGUGGCGGACUCAAGGCUUCAUCAACAUGUAGAGAAGGGUAACGAAGAUGGCUUGUACAUCAGUUGUGUGGCUUCUUCAGCAAACCUUUGGGCUCUUAUUAUGGAUGCAGGAACAGGCUUUUCUGCCCAGGUUUAUGAACUCUCACCUGUCUUUCUGCACAAGGACUGGAUUAUGGAGCAGUGGGAGAAGAACUAUUAUAUUAGUGCUAUAGCAGGAGCAACCAAUGGAAGUUCAUUGGUUGUGAUGUCCAAAGGAACACCAUAUACUCAGCAGUCCUAUAAAGUUAGUGAAUCAUUUCCUUUCAAAUGGAUCAAUAAAAAGUGGAAGGAAGGCUUUCACGUCACUUCUAUGACUACUGCUGGAAGCCGCUGGGGGGUGGUUAUGUCCAGGAAUGCUGGCUAUUCUGAUCAGGUUGUAGAAUUAGAUUUCCUUUACCCAAGUGAAGGAAUUCAUCGGCGAUGGGAAAGUGGUUACAGGAUAACUGCUACUGCAGCAACUCCGGACCAAGCUGCUUUUAUACUAAGCAUACCAAAAAGAAAACUGUCAGAUGAGACCCAGGAGACUCUCCGGACAUCUGCUUUUCCUAGUAACCAUGUAAAGGAAAAAUGGGCAAAGAAUCUCUAUAUUGCAUCGAUUUGCUAUGGUCGGACUGUCUGUUGAUCACAGGCUCGAUGCAUCUGAUUUUGGAGCUGAAGACACCACCAGUUUUGAAAUAUGCAAGUGCUCAUGCUUGGAUUUGCAGUGGUGUCACGAGGGCAGAGGCUUAUUUCGCUCAGGCUUGUGAACAGCAUUGGGGGGUGAGGGGGUUGAUUAACUGCUCUUUAUAUGAAUCUGAUAGGCAGGAAAAAUAUGCUUUCUCUUCAUUGUUGUAAAAAUACUGCAGAAGUUUGGGUUGUGAACAUGACUUAGUAGCAUUAUGGAAAAGAGUGAACAAGUUGGAGACUGAUAUUCAUCAAAAUCACAGCUCACAAGCUUUCAGUAAGAUUUUGUAUCAGUUCCAUCUUGUAUUGGCCUUAGCAAAUAAUCUUGUUAAGUCAUGGUUAAUAUAUGUUCGCACUUUUAUUACUUAGAUUGACUCUGAAUGUAAGACUGCAUGCAAGUUUCAGUCCCAAUAUUAGAUCACGUUUGAGGUCGA
This is a messenger RNA of Asparagus officinalis (garden asparagus), 2968 nucleotides long. Its product is annotated as casein kinase 1-like protein HD16. Gene Ontology annotation, molecular function: ATP binding; protein serine/threonine kinase activity. The transcript is spliced from 17 exons. Lineage: Eukaryota; Viridiplantae; Streptophyta; Magnoliopsida; Asparagales; Asparagaceae. The record is from RefSeq and is a predicted model, not a curated record. Gene Ontology annotation, biological process: signal transduction; peptidyl-serine phosphorylation; endocytosis. The coding region runs from base 334 to 2493 and encodes 719 amino acids. Gene Ontology annotation, cellular component: cytoplasm; nucleus.